AUGUUACUCGCUUUCCUGAUGACCUGUCAGCUAGGUGCAUCCAUCGUCCUGUUGUACGUCGCAGAGGCGAACGACCGGUCUGCGAGUCCGCCUGGCAAGCCAUGCCAUAAUGGCGGUUGUCGCCGACUGGCGGACUUUCUGCGGGCCUCCAUCAACCGUUCCGCCGACCCGUGCAACGACUUUUACAACUACGUCUGCUCUAGGAGUGACUACACCGAUACCUUUAAGAAGAUUAAGAACCAGACAAUGGAUAACCUUAUUUCGCUCCUGCGCACGUCAGUGGUGCCCGAGCGAGGUCAAUCGGCAGUUCAAAAGAUGGUGAGUCUGUUCCGUGCCUGCGUUUCUCUCGCGGAAGAGAACAGAUACGAGCAUGGUGACGUGAGGGACUUGCUGAUGUCACUGAGUCUUUACGUGCCAACAUCACCGGACAUAUCGAGCGCGGACGACGACCGUUGGAGCGAUCCGCUGGAUAGCAUGCGGAAGCUAUCGGCCGAGUAUGGUUUGCACGCGUUCUUAUAUUUCGACACGACCGGAAACGCAACCGCGGCGCGCUACCACCGGCUGGCUUUGAGCGCCGAGUACGAGACGUGGUGCGAGAAGCGCGCCGACCUUACCGAGUCUAACGAACUAAAGGACUUCGUCACCGAGCGCAUCCGCGUACUUGCUCCGACGCCUAGCCACCCGGACCUCCCCAGACUGAGUAAAAUGUUCAUUUCGCUCGAAAGCGAACUGAUCGUCUUCAUAGCGCACGCAAGGAAAUUAUUAGAACAGACCGGCCAGUUAACACCGCUAAAGACGAAAGUCAGGGAGCUCGCAAACUUCACGAGAAACGCCGUGAAAUCCGAGCGCUGGUUGUCCGCCAUCAGACGAUGGAGCGGAAGCAAGUCCAAGCUGGAGGAUUCGGUUCUAGCGGAGCCCCUGGCCUUGUGGCUCGCUUGGUAUCUGCUGGCACCCGGACGCUGGCACAACACACGCCGCCUGAUGACCUGGGACUUGGUGCGCCAAGUGGCGCCUUACGCGGGCGCCAACUUCUUGCCCCGCGUUGGAGGCGCUGGCGAACUGGACCGAUUUUGCGUAAAGCGCGUCGCGAGACAAGCGGCGCUGGCCAUCAUGGCCGUGCAUCUGUACCGUACGGUGACUCCUCCUGUGCUGGCGGACACCGAGGAGAUGGCUAAGCGGCUUCGUGCCGCUUUCGUCAACGAACUGGCCGCUUCGGACUGGCUGCGUGGCCAGCCGCAGCGCACGGCGAUACGCAAAGUGCGCGCCAUGCGUAUGACCAUCGGAUUUCCCGACGGUCUGUCCCGGCCCGAACAGCUCGACGAGUAUUACUCCCAGUUGCCGGACCUGUGGAGCCGGCGAUCGCUGCGCUCGUGGCUCGAGCUUAUGCGCUUUCAGCGUCUCAAGAGGCGCUCUUCGACGGUAAACGACGCGGACGCGCUGCGCGCCGGGAAGGUGAAUGCCUACUACCUGUUGGGAAACCGGGUUUGGAUGUCCGCGGGCCUCAUGCAAGCGCCCAUAUACUUCGAUCGCGCGCCGGACGCGUACAACUACGGCUCCCUGGGUCAAGCCAUAGGCCACGAGAUGAUGCACGCGUACGACGUGAGUGGCCGCAAAGUGGACGACCAGGGUCGGCACCGCGACUGGUGGAGCAACGAGACCAACUACCAGUACCAAGAGAACGCGCUCUGCAUUCGCCGCAGUCACGAGCGGGUCGUGAGGGAGCGAACCCAGUGGCUGCUGAGUGGCAAGCUGGACUCGGAGAACCUGGCAGACUUCGCCGGUGCGAGCGCGGCGGCCCGGGCGUACCGAUCGCUGCCGGCGAGCCGGCGCCUGGCGACGGUGGCCGGCUUCAGGCCCGACCAACUCUUUUUCGUAGGCCACUGCGUGAAGUGGUGCGCGCCGUUACGCUCGCAUCGCCCCGAUUCACGGCACGCGAGCUCCCGAUCGCGCUGCAUCGUGCCCUUGAUGCACACGCGCCAGUUUUCCAAGGCAUUCCGGUGCACCAGGGGAAGCUAUAUGAACCCCACUAGGAAAUGUCAUUUCUGGUAG
Dermacentor silvarum is the source of this 2049-nucleotide messenger RNA. Its product is annotated as neprilysin-1. The transcript has a single exon. NCBI's taxonomy places the organism in Eukaryota, Metazoa, Arthropoda, Arachnida, Ixodida, Ixodidae. Gene Ontology annotation, cellular component: plasma membrane. Gene Ontology annotation, biological process: protein processing. The record is from RefSeq and is a predicted model, not a curated record. Gene Ontology annotation, molecular function: metalloendopeptidase activity. Bases 1 to 2049 code for a protein of 682 amino acids.